Molecule: messenger RNA, 1082 nt
Organism: Paramecium primaurelia
Lineage: Eukaryota; Ciliophora; Oligohymenophorea; Peniculida; Parameciidae
Source: the annotation of a GenBank genome assembly
AUGGAGCAUCAAUAAUAUAUAGAAAAGAUAACUGAAGAGAGAAGGAUUCGAGAUGAAUAGUAAAAUUUUAAUUUAGGUUCCUAAGACGCAAACUUAGACUUUUAGAAGAAGAGUAAAUCAAAUAAAAAUCACUUUAGUAAUUAGAGACACUUAAAUUAUUAUAAUUAAAGGAACUUUAAGAUUCUCGUCGAUUGUAAUCUAAAUUAAAUAUGUCAUUUAUUUAAUUGAAAUCAGAUGAACGCACUUAAAAGGUAAAGGAAUAAAAUAAAAGAGUCAAAUAAUUAUUAGAAUAAUAUAAAAAGGAAAAGUAAUAAUAAGAAAUACAGUAAAAGCAAUUAGAACAAGAGAAAGAGUAAGAGGUCAAAUUAAAGCUUAUGCAAAUAAAAGAGAAGUUCAAAUUAUUAACAACUGAAGAAAUAAAGGAGCAUUAAUAUAAAUAUAAAAAAUAUUAAUAAGAACAUUAAUAAUAAUUGACAAUUUUGAGAGAUCAAAAAAAAUUAUAAGACACUUACUUUUCUCAAUAAGUUUAAUCUAGAUUAAGAAGCAGAACAUAUCAAGCCUAAAUUGAAAUGAUGAAAGAAGAAGAAUAAAAAAGAAAAAAAAAUAAUGAUAGAUUAAGAAGACAAAUUAAAGAAAGAUUUGCUUAUGAUCAUUUUGUCAAAGAACACUUUUUACCUAAAAUCUUUCAUAGCAUUGAUUUAACUAGUCAGACAAUUAUUAAUUAAAAACCUAACAAUUAAAUGUCUCCAAUUAAAAGUGAUUCUAGGGUUCUAGGGAAUUUAUAUUUAAGAUAAAUAAGAAAAUUACCAAGAAGACCUAGAAUUUAAUCUUAAAAUGCAGCAGAUCAAUCAUCAUCAUCUACAAUAAAGCGAGACUAUUUAACAGAAAUUCGAUAACAUUCAAAGAAAAAGACUCCAUAAACACCAAUUGAUAUUAAAUUUUAAGCAGAUAGGUAAAGAAUUAUACCUAAAAAUUGAAGGUUGGAAAGAGAAUCUAAAUAAGCAUACACAAAGUGCAAGCUAAAAGGUGAUUAACUAUUGAUGGAAUCAAUUAAGCAAAAGAUGAUAUUGUUAGAAUUAUGA